GUGGCACUCGAGCGUGAGGGUAGUCGCACGCGUCCCCUUGUCUGUUUUACUAAAAGUCGAGAGAAUAACUGGUCUGUUUUAAUAACGCGCAAGUACUAACGAUUUCAAACAACACAAUAAUUUAAAUAUAACGAAGAACAAAGUUUUAAAUAAUAUAAUUUAUAAAGGAUAAAACAAGGACAGGAGAAACUCCCUCUGAUUAAAUUUAGUCAGUUGAUUUUUGGAGAAGAGAAUUCCAAAAAAGGCUUCUUCAGUUUUUCCCUCGUUGAACAUAGAGUAGAAGAUUUUUUUAUUAUCUGAGGAAUCCACGUUGAGAGAGAGAGAGAGAGAGCAGUAAAGGCGACAAUUCCACAGUGAAACAUUUAUAAUUUUAUUUAAAUAGAUGUAUAGCGUAUACAUGAGAUUGGUGUAACGACGGAGUGACAUUAUUUCUUCAAAUAAAUACCGAACGACAGAAUAACGAACUCAUACGACCUUCGACGUCUGAUAUACUCUGAAAGGAGAAAAUAAGACAAUUGUUUGGUAUUUAAAAGUGUGUGAGAUAUUGAUAAAUCAACCAAAGGCUAAAUUCAAAAAUCAAAACAGAAACGGGAGUUGAGGAGAGAGAGAGAAGAAAAAGAAUUUCAUCGUGUUUAUAAUUUAUUUUUGUACGAAAAGCCAUUUCACACAUAAUUUUUCUACUUUUCGCACACAAUACCGACGAAAUAAUACUCGAAGAACAUUAAAACCCUAAAUUACAGUGACGAGAGUAAAAUAACGACUGAAAUUAACGUGUCAAAUAUCCAAGUGAUCAACAAUUUAUUCGUCAGUCAUUCGACAACGCUGGGAGUGACUCAUUCAGAUAGAAACUAAUAUUUCAUUGGAAUUAGAGUAAAGAGAUGCCGACCAGUUUAUUUAGCGACAUGGAUCGCAGUGUUUGUACGGCUGGGGCUGGCUCCAUCGAGGAGCAGCGUGCCCUUCAGCUUGCUUUUGAGCUUUCAAUGUUGAGUAUCGAGGGUACACAGGGCUGUGGAGGAGCCGGUGGUGGUGGUGCUGGUAAUAUCACUAAUUCAGAUCCAAGUGAUCCACUACAGUCAACACCAACCAGUGUCUUCGAGGAGGCGAGAUCCAAGAAGAGUCAGAAUAUGACUGAGUGCGUUCCUGUACCGAGCAGCGAACACGUGGCUGAGAUCGUGGGACGACAGGGUUGCAAGAUAAAAGCCCUCCGUGCAAAAACAAAUACCUACAUAAAGACACCAGUACGCGGUGAGGAGCCAGUAUUCGUUGUUACCGGUAGAAAAGAGGAUGUUGCACGUGCAAAGCGUGAAAUAUUAUCAGCGGCUGAGCACUUUUCACAAAUUCGUGCAUCACGAAAGAGUUCACUUGGUGCACUGCUUGGUACACCACCCGGGCCACCGGCAUCAGUGCCAGGACACGUGACAAUUCAGGUACGAGUGCCAUACAGAGUUGUUGGUCUUGUUGUUGGGCCAAAGGGUGCAACAAUCAAAAGAAUUCAACACCAGACACACACGUACAUUGUCACACCGUCGCGCGAUAAGGAGCCUGUUUUCGAAGUAACUGGAUUACCAGAGAGCGUUGAGGCAGCUAAGCGUGAAAUUGAGGCGCACAUUGCAUUAAGAACAGGUACAACAGCUGGUCCUGGUAUGGUUGGUGAAGAGGUUGAUCUGUUGGGUGCACUUUGUCGCGGUGGAUUGGGAUCAAUUCUUGGUAGUCUAGAUCCACCAGGCUCUAAUGGCUCUAAUGGCUCGAGCAGCGGUGCAUUCUCGAGUAGUGGUAGUUGCAGCAGUUCAUCAAGCAGCUCAGGUGCACCAGGACUCAAUGAUCUCGUUGCCAUUUGGGGUGCUGGACUCGAGCGUGACGAGGGCCUUGGUGAAUCACCAUCAUUCGAAUCACAAGCAGCAUCGGCAUCAUCAAUCUGGUCAUUUCCUGGUGUUGCAUUACCAUCAAGGCCAUCACCACCAGCAUCAGCUAGUCCAGCAAGCCCCACAGACUCACUACUAGGCAGUGGUAGCGCUGGUGGUAGACGUGAGUGUGUCGUUUGUGGGGAUAAGGAGGUAACAGCGGCACUUGUACCAUGUGGACACAAUCUAUUCUGUCUUGACUGUGGUAAUCGCGUUUGCGAGAGCUCCGAUCCAAGUUGUCCAGUGUGCUCCAGGCCUGUACUACAGGCACUGCGAAUUCUCUCUUAAGCAGAGUCACUAUUGUCGAUUAUCAGUGGUCUAUUAUUUUUUAUU
Molecule: messenger RNA, 2234 nt
Organism: Diachasma alloeum
Lineage: Eukaryota; Metazoa; Arthropoda; Insecta; Hymenoptera; Braconidae
Product: RNA-binding protein MEX3B
Exons: 2
Coding region: 879-2189 (436 amino acids)
Molecular function (GO): RNA binding
Source: RefSeq, a predicted model, not a curated record